UUUUUGUGCAGGGCUUCGAUUUUCACAUUUCUGGGAGCGGUUAUGAGUGCUCGAGUAAGCGCGAUUCCGUCGACUCCUUCAAACAGCAAUGCCGAAUCAUCCGGAAUUUGGCUACAUGCCCAAGUCGAGCCAGGGCCUCCUAAAGUUACUGUGCGCCCGAAUGGAUGCUGCUUGUUGUUGAUCAAGGAUAUUCUAAGGAUGGAGAAAGGUCCUGGUAAUGAAUUCCGACUCACAACGAAGCUCGAUAAUGUCAAAGAGGUUUGCUUCGUUGGAAUUCUACAGAGUUACAGAAUUUUCGAGAAAUUGUCACGUAUUUACGUUAGCGACGGAACCGGUUCAAUUGAAUGCGUCGUUUUUCACGACAAUGAGCCGCCGAGUCGAGAAGACGUUAGAGCGGCUGGUAAGGAAUGUUGGUGGUUGACCCUCACAUGGAAACUCGCUGCCGGGUUGGUUCUUCCGAACCCAAAAACUGGAACUGUGGUAUGUGUUAAUGGUCGUCUUCACGAACACAAUAACAAGCUGGUGGUCAGAAUCGAUUCAAUUGCUGAAAUGAGCCAGAGCAGGAUGAAGGUGACGAUUGAUGCAAUGAAGAAAGCGUACGAAUUGUAUUCGUUGCCAUUUCCUCGUUUGCUUGAUGGUUACCAGUACGCGAGGGCGUUGUUCGAUGAAAAGAGAGACAUGUUGUCCUUGGAGACGGAGAUACGCGCGCUAUUGAAAGGUGCAGAGGAGGCUGUUCCUCGUCGCUCGCAAAUUAAACACUGGGAAGACGGUUUUAUCCUUAACUUCCGUUUCCUGUGCACAGAGACAGUUUCUAUCAUCACGUCCGAUGGCAGAAAUAUUGUCGGUACUUUGAAAGGCUUUGAUCAAGUAUUGAACAUUAUUCUGGAAGACAGUCAUGAACGUGUUUACAGCCAAACUCGAGGUGUUGAACAAGUGAUCCUGGGCUUAUAUAUCAUCAGGGGCGACAAUGUGGCAAUCGUUGGCGAAGUGGACGUGGAAAUGGACGAACGAUUGGACCUCGCUGUAGUGAGAGCAGAGCCGUUGAAUCCAAUAGUUCACUAG
Notodromas monacha is the source of this 1062-nucleotide messenger RNA. The record is from the annotation of a GenBank genome assembly. NCBI's taxonomy places the organism in Eukaryota, Metazoa, Arthropoda, Ostracoda, Podocopida, Cyprididae.